UACUUCCUGUUUUUGUUCCACAAGUUACUCCAGAGUGGAAGAAUGGCUGAAUUAAACCGACAGCUCCAGGAAUAUCUGGCUCACUCUAAAAGCGGAGCGAAGACCAUUUCCCAGUCCAGCUCCAGCACAACCAUAGACGUGGAUGGUGACGUUCCGGUGUCCGGCAGCUGGUUCGGCAGGUGGUCGAGCCCGUUCUCCGGAUCCAGCAGCCGCGGAGCGACAUCAGGCCAGGGCUCCAGCGGCGGCUUCUCGUGGCCGUGGUCUUCAGAACCGGACCCGUGUUUACCGGGUUUGAGUCGCUCUCAGAGACUGGUCGCCUUCGGGACGUGUAUAUUCUUCUCCGCUCUGUGCUUCGGACUGUCGGCGCUGUACGCUCCGUUACUUCUGCUGAAGGCUCGGAAGUUCGCGUUGCUCUGGUCUCUGGGCUCCGUGUUUGCUCUGCUUGGGGCGGCGAUUCUCCGCGGACCCAGCAAACUCAUAGCGACUCCCACUCCAGGCGCUGCCGUGUAUCUGUGCUCUCUGGCGGGCACUCUUUACGCAGCGCUGAGCCUCCACAGCACGCUGCUUACCGCGCUCGGAGCCUGCCUCCAGAUCGCCGCUAUUGUGGGAUACAUCGUGGCUUUGUUGCCAGGUGGGAGUGCAGGGAUGAGGUUUGUGGGCGGAAUGGCAGCAUCCGCUAUUAAAAGGACCGUGACUGGUAAAACCAUGCCCAUUUGACGACAGAUUUCACGGACUGGACAACAACUAACAAACUAUCAUUUGAAACUUGUGUUUUAAAGGAAUACGUAAUUUUAUGGGGGGAAAUAAGUUCUAUUACAACUUCCAUAGAGUUAAACAGUGGCGUUUUACCAUUGUUAAAAUCUAUUCAGCCGAUCUCCUUGUGUGGCGGGAGCACUUUUAGAUUAGCUUAGCAUAAAUCAUUGAAUCGGAUUAGACCAUUAGCAUUUCGCACAAAAAAUAAUUGAGAUAAUUUUCUCAUUUAAAAUUGUACUCUUCUGUAGUUACAUUGUGUUAUAAGAUUGUCGGAAAAUCUAAAGUUGCUAUUUUCUAGGCUGAUUUGUCUAGAAACUAUACUGUCAUACUGGUGUAAUAAUCAAUUAACUUUGCUGCCGUAUCAGGACAGAAGCAGGCGCAAUGAUUUUAUGCAGCUCUGUUACCCAGCAUGGGACUUUUCAGGCUCAGCGUGAUAUCAUUGAUGCCGCUACGUAGGUAUUUUUAAAAUUGAUUGAUUAAGCAAGAUGCUAAUGGUCUAAUCUGAUUCCAUGAUCUAUGCUAAGCUAAGCUAAAAGUGCUUCCACCAGACACAGAGUUCAGCUGAAUGGAUUUAUAAAUGGUGAAAUGUGUCAGUUUAACUCUAGGGGAGCAGAAAAAUGAGUGUUUCUUUAUCUUUUUUGAGCGACUGGUCUGGUACAGCCACGAUUGAACGUGAACACAGUAGCCUAUACAGAGAAGUAUAGUGUGAACAGCAUUCUGUGGAUGGAGAUAUCCUAAUUUUGUAAUUUGCACAGUGACAAGGACCAUGUCAAAUCAAGACAGAGUACUACUACUACUACUUCCCUUUUAAUGUUUCCGAACUGCUUUUUUUUGAAACGUAACUUUAUAAAUAAACAAUCUCAUGUGUUCUCUGUUAUUCUACUGGGUCUCCAU
This is a messenger RNA of Danio rerio (zebrafish), 1647 nucleotides long. RefSeq names its product SFT2 domain containing 3 (gene sft2d3). The record is from RefSeq and is marked validated. NCBI's taxonomy places the organism in Eukaryota, Metazoa, Chordata, Actinopteri, Cypriniformes, Danionidae. Gene Ontology annotation, cellular component: cytoplasm; membrane; endomembrane system. Gene Ontology annotation, biological process: vesicle-mediated transport.